AUGGAUAGUUCUGCUAUUUUGGCUCGCAGAGUUAUAUUGGAACUCUUCACCCUAUGCCCAAAUGCGAAGAUUGCUACAGAAGUUGCUACAGAGGAUAUAGAAAAGGUCAUACGAUCUCUAGGUCUGCAACGGAAGAGGGCACCGAUGAUUCAACGCUUUUCUCAGGAGUAUUUAUUAGAAAGCUGGACCCACGUAACUCAGCUGCAUGGUGUUGGCAAGUAUGCAGCUGAUGCAUAUGCAAUAUUCUGUACAGGGAAGUGGGACCGUGUCAGAACCACUGAUCACAUGCUAAAUAGAUACUGGGAAUUCCUAUGUGGUGGUAACAUAGCAUCGCAGUAG
Molecule: messenger RNA, 339 nt
Organism: Ilex paraguariensis (yerba mate)
Lineage: Eukaryota; Viridiplantae; Streptophyta; Magnoliopsida; Aquifoliales; Aquifoliaceae
Source: the annotation of a GenBank genome assembly